AUGGGCAUUCUCUUCAAAAAGCCCGAAGGGACCGAGGGCAAGGCAUGGCCUGCCAUUUUGAUCAGCGGCUUCGUCGCAUUCGGGGGAAUUCUAUUCGGUGGAAUCCUUGCCAUGCCGUACUGGGCUCAAACCUUUUCUACAGGCUACCGAGACAGCACCGGCCAGUUGAACGUAACCUCUAGCCAGUCCUCUGCCAUCGUCUCAAUCCUCUCGGCCGGAACAUUCUUCGGUGCCCUGGGUGCCGCGCCUGUGGGCGACAUCAUCGGACGUCGUUGGGGCCUCAUUGCGUCAAACGGUGUCUUUGUGCUGGGUGUUGUCCUACAGACGAUUGCCACCUCCAUCCCGCCGUUCCUCGCAGGUCGCUUCUUUGCCGGAUUGGGGGUUGGUCUUAUAUCUGCGUUGGUUCCCCUCUACCAAUCCGAGACCGCACCGAAAUGGAUCCGCGGAUUCAUCGUGGGCUCCUACCAGUUCUCCAUAACCAUCGGCCUCCUUCUUGCCUCAGUUCUCAACAACGCAACCCACCACCGCAACGACUCGGGCUCCUACCGCAUCCCAAUCGCCGUACAAUUUGCCUGGUCCAUCAUCCUCGUCGGAGGCAUGCUUAUCCUCCCCGAAACCCCUCGGUACCUGAUCAAGCGCGACGACACCAAAGCCGCUGCUCUUUCCCUCUCGAAGCUCCGCCGUCUCCCGCAAGACCACGAGUCCAUCCGCCAGGAACUGUCGGAGAUCCAAGCUAACCACCAGUUCGAAGUCAGCCUGGGCAAGUCCGGGUACGCCGAGUGUUUCCGGGGGAGCCUCCUGAAGCGUUUGCUCACGGGGUGUGGCCUGCAAGCGCUGCAGCAGCUGACCGGUAUCAAUUUCAUCUUCUACUACGGGACGCAGUUCUUCAAGAACUCCGGAUUCAAGAACGAGUUUGUCAUCACGCUUAUCACGAACUGUGUGAAUGUGGGCUCGACGAUCCCCGGUCUGUACGCCAUCGAUAAAUGGGGUAGGAGGCCUGUGCUUCUUACGGGGGCGAUUGGGAUGGCUGUGUCUCAGUUGCUUGUUGCCGUCCUGGGAACGACGACGACUGGCCAGGAUGCUCAGGGGAAUAUUAUUGUGCACAAUGCUGCGGCGCAAAAGGCCGCGAUUGCGUUUAUCUGUCUCUACAUCUUCUUCUUUGCGGCUUCGUGGGGGCCAAUUGCUUGGGUCGUAACAGGCGAAAUCUUCCCCCUCAAAACCCGCGCAAAGUCUCUCUCCAUGACGACCGCCACAAACUGGCUCCUAAACUGGGCACUGAGCUUCGCAACCCCGUACUUGGUAAACUACGGUGACGGAAACGCAAACCUACAGUCCAAGAUCUUCUUCAUCUGGUUCGGCUGCUGCUUCCUCUGUAUUGGGUUUGUGUACUUUAUGAUCUAUGAGACGAAGGGGCUUACCCUUGAAGAGGUGGAUGAGCUUUAUCUUGAGGUUAAGAGCGCGAGGGAAAGCGUCAGCUGGAGUCCGAAGGGGACUUUUGCGAGAGUUGCGGAGAAGGGGAAUGGUAGUGCAGGUAUUCUAGAGCGCACCGAGAAGGGGGAUGUUGGGGGGCAUAGGGAGAUUGGCGCGCCUGAUGGGGUGUCGGUCUAG
Molecule: messenger RNA, 1608 nt
Organism: Aspergillus nidulans FGSC A4
Lineage: Eukaryota; Fungi; Ascomycota; Eurotiomycetes; Eurotiales; Aspergillaceae
Product: sugar porter family MFS transporter
Exons: 4
Coding region: 1-1608 (535 amino acids)
Biological process (GO): glucose mediated signaling pathway; transmembrane transport; carbohydrate transmembrane transport
Cellular component (GO): membrane; plasma membrane
Molecular function (GO): transmembrane transporter activity; D-glucose binding
Source: RefSeq, a predicted model, not a curated record